Molecule: messenger RNA, 7674 nt
Organism: Phasianus colchicus (ring-necked pheasant)
Lineage: Eukaryota; Metazoa; Chordata; Aves; Galliformes; Phasianidae
Gene: MMP17
Product: matrix metallopeptidase 17
Biological process (GO): extracellular matrix organization; collagen catabolic process; proteolysis
Cellular component (GO): extracellular matrix
Molecular function (GO): metalloendopeptidase activity; zinc ion binding
Source: RefSeq, a predicted model, not a curated record
AUGCUGAGCCCCGCCGGUCGGCCCCGCGCCCGCCGCCGGGAGAUGCUCCUCGUGCUCGCCCUGUGCCUGGCGUGGCAGGAAGCGCCCGCGGCGCCCACCCCCGCGGCGGACGACAUCAGCCGGGGAGUUGACUGGCUGACGAAAUUUGGGUAUCUGCCUCCUCCGGAUCCCGUCACCGGACAGCUGCAGACACAGGAGGAGCUGACCAAAGCCAUCACGGCCAUGCAGCGCUUCGGGGGGCUGGAGGCAACGGGGGUCCUCGAUGAGGCCACGCUGGAGCUGAUGAAGACCCCUCGCUGCUCCCUGCCCGACAUGGCUGGCCCAGCAGCCAGGAGGAAGCGGCACACGCAGGCUGUGACCAAGUGGAACAAGAGGAAUCUGUCCUGGAGAGUUCGCACCUUCCCCAAGGAGUCCCACCUGGGCCACGACACAGUUCGUGCCCUGAUGUACUAUGCCUUGAAAGUCUGGAGUGACAUCACCCCGCUCAACUUCCACGAGGUGGCAGGCAACAACGCCGACAUCCAGAUUGACUUCUCCAAGGCUGAUCACAACGACGGCUAUCCCUUCGACGGGCCUGGAGGCACAGUGGCACACGCUUUCUUCCCUGGAGACCAUCACACAGCAGGGGACACUCAUUUUGAUGAUGAUGAAUACUGGACCUUUCGGUCAUCAGAUGCUCAUGGGAUGGACCUAUUUGCUGUUGCUGUCCACGAGUUUGGCCAUGCCAUUGGCUUGACCCACAUCUCAGCCAUAGAGUCAAUCAUGAGGCCCUAUUACCAAGGUCCAGUGGGGGACCCUCUGAAGUACGACCUUCCUUAUGAGGAUAAAGUCAGAAUCUGGCAGCUCUAUGGAGUCAGAGAAUCUGUGUCCCCAACAGCCAAGCCUGAAGGGACCAAAACUGAGGACCAUCCUCUCCUUCCAGAGCUGCCUGAGAACCGCUCCACCAUCCCGCUGCGGAGGGAUGUGCCCAACAGAUGCAACACACACUUUGAUGCGGUGGCCCAGAUCAGGGGAGAGGCUUUCUUCUUCAAAGGCAAGUACUUCUGGAGACUGACCCGCAAUAAGCACUUGGUCUCCCUCCAGCCGGCCCAGAUCCACCGGUUCUGGCGGGGCUUGCCCCUCAACCUGGACAGCGUGGACGCCGUCUAUGAGAGGACCAGCGACCACAAGAUUGUGUUCUUCAAAGGGGACAGAUACUGGGUGUUCAAGGACAACAACGUGGAGGAAGGAUACCCAAGGCCCAUCUCGGACUUCGGGCUGCCACCGGGAGGGAUCGAUGCCGCCUUCUCCUGGGCCCACAAUGACAAGACUUAUUUCUUUAAGGACAACCUCUGCUGGCGCUACGAUGACCAUGAGAGGAGGAUGGACACCGGGUACCCCUCAGAGACCAUUCCAUGGAAGGGAAUACCGAGCCCUUUAGAUGAUGCUAUGAGAUGGUCAGAUGGUGCAAGCUACUUCUUCAGGGGCAAGGAGUACUGGCGAGUGCUGGACAGCGAGCUGGAGGCAGAGCCUGGCUACCCCCAGUCCAUCGCCAGGGACUGGCUGGUGUGCAGCGACAUGCAGGCGGACGCCCCGGAGGCAGCGGGCAGCAGCAGGAUUGGAGCACGCUCCAAGCCCGGGCAGCACGACCAGAGCCGCUCAGAGAACAGCUAUGAGGUCUGCUCCUGCACCUCGGCCUCCGAGCCGCUGCGGGCCUGCUUUGUGCUCAGACUGCCGGCCGGCCUCACGCUGCUCUGGGCUGCAGCACUGCUGCGUGUGGCCCUAUGACACCUCACCCCGCGGACAGGACAGCGGUGCUCCAGGACGGCGGGUGGAUGCGAUCCCGUGCAGCUGAGUGUUGCAAGCAGAAAAACAUUCCUAGGAACAUGCUGGUGAAGGUUUUGAAUUCUCCAUGAGAAGUGAACAGUGGCUGUUUUUAGUUUGUUUGUUUGUUUUUAAUUUUAGUUAAAGGUCUAACAACAGAUUUCGAGUUCUGCACCUUCUUAUUCCCCCAUCCAGCUGAAGAUGAGAGCAGCCCAGUGUUGCAUUUAGAACUGUUCCAUAGAGAUGUGUAGCUUUGGAUGCCGAACGCUGCAGAGGAGGGAGGGAAGUGCUGCUGUGGUCAAGUGGGGACAGUGCUGGUCAGUAGGACGGGCUGUGCUGCCAUGACAUACACAUCCCAUUGGAUGUACUGGGUAGAAAGAAACUCUGACACCACGAAGACUAACUGCAAGGUGAUUGUUUUGUUGUCCGAUCCGCCAUGGUAACUGAUGUCUGGGUAACCUGUGUCCAUUCUACAGGUCAGAAACAGCUUUGCCUUUCAGAAGGCAACGCAGCUUAUCUUUGUAUCCAAGUCUUUUGAGUUUAACAGUUUCUCUAAUAAACCUUGGCUGCCUACACACAGAGCUCCCAGUCCUCUGCUGGAUCAAGCCUGCCACCUUCAGUAAGGUGCUGGCUGCUCAGGCUUGGGCACAGCCUUACCAACAGGACACCAUGACGUCACCCCAACAGCCUCAUCCCUGCACCGGAAUUCCUCUGCUCUUGGAGCUUCUGCCUCAUGCUGUUUUACAUUUUGGGAGGGAUUGAAAUGGAUGGAUUUGUGUUGCUGUCAUAGCUGGAUGCACCACAGAGGAUGGGCUGUGGGGAGGAGGAAUGCAUGCAGUCAGCCUUAAGCUCCUCCUGGUGCCUCAGCCACGGGUUUGGAGCGACAGAUGUGAGAUCAAGAGCUGCAUUAGGAAGGUCCUUGACUUGGUCUCACUCAUACAGUGAGGCCACAGUGACCGCCUGGGGCAUCCCUUGCUGCACUGGUGCAUCCCUGCCUGCUCAGAUGGCAGCAUCCUCUCAAUGCAGUUCUGGAUCAGGCUCUUUCUGAGGUCCCUUUGGACACAUUCAUCAGCACAGGAGGAGCACACAGUUGCCUCCUGACUCUGGCUGCAGAUAAUAAAUAACAUUUCAGUGGCUUUUAAUGUUCCCCUCGAGAAGAUGAGUACGAAAUAUUGUUAUUGUGACUCAUGGCUGAAUGGACAGGGCACUCGGUAGCUCUGUGCUGAAGGAUGAGCUGUCCCAGUGUGUCUAUGUGCUGCUCAAGCUGAGGGCAGGCAGGGAGGGACAGCCCUGUUCUAUGCCAAGCAAAUGUCUUAUUGAAUGUAUCCUUGGAUUCAGAGUAUAAAGCCAUUGAAAUCCACCCCAAGUGAUGCACAGUCAACCACAGAGCAUGUAACCAUGCGGCGUGGUGAUCACACCAGGCCCACCUUUGUCCCCUGUUGGUCCCUGCUGACAUUGAAAAUAUCCUGCUGAGCCUCCACUGCAAACUGCUAUCUUGCAGCACGCUUGUGAUGCUGCUGGUACCCAACGCAAUGGGACAAAAGCCAACCGGGACGCCCCGCCGUGCUGCCAUACUGCUCUGUGAGCCCUGGGUGCUGAUGUGAGAUGAUCACAUUCCCCGGGAUGAAAAUAACAGCCAGAGAGUCUCCCUGGGAGCCCAUUGGUUCAGCAUGAGGUCGGGCAGCGGGGUCGGUGCUGCCCAAGGGUCACAGCUGGAGGGCCGGGGCAUUGGGAGCAGAUGUCCACAGCACAAAGACACUGUUGUGCCAAGAGCUCUCAGCAGUGGGCUGGGAAGGAACCCAAGGUUUCGGCUGUGCCUGGGCAUCCCUCUGGUGCCGGUGGAGGGCAAGGUGGCAGAAAGGCUCCUCCAGAUCCAGUGGGAUGCAGAGGUACCAAGGCCAAACCUGCUGAGGACCUGACUGGGUCAUCGUGCCGUUGUGCUGGGCAGAGCCACCGUGACAUUUCCCCUCGUGGGGAUGCUGCAGGGGGGGUCAAAGCUACGGUGGUUUUGAUCCAAAAGCGAGCAGGGCGGCGGGGCUAAGCAGCAAGCAGAGGGGCUGCCGGCCUCUGUCCGUGUGUCCAUCCCCACGGGACGGACCCGUGCGGCCGCCGGAGGGCAGCAGAGCCCCGGCACUGCCCGCCCCAACCGGCACAGCGCGGAGCGGAGCGGGGGGGGAGAAGGGGGAAGAAGACAGAGAAAAGAGAAAAAAUAGAAAAAAGAAAAACGAAAACAAAAGGAAAAAGAAAAAAAAAGAUGAAAAAGUAAGGUGGGCAGCAGCGGUUUUCAAAAGCCAAAGCUAUAGCAAUGUCUGAAUUGAAAGUAAAAAUAAUAACAUUAAGAACAAUUCAUCUCAGACAUGACGUGUUCAGCAGCUUGAGAAAAACAGUAAGGCUGCAAGAAGGUUUCCUCUGUCCUCUAAUUCAAAUCACACAUCAGGUGUGUUUGUAACACGGGCUGCUGCCUCCCACAGCCCCGGGGAAGGGAACACUCAGCCCUUAUCCCAGGAGGUUUUGCUAAGACGAGUCAUUUUGAUUGGUUAAAGAUGAAAGUUCUCUCCCCCAGGUUUAACCAGCAAUUGCCCUUGCACAGCUGUGGGCAGGAGAGCAGGUGCUGGGGCUCAGCUCCAUAACUCAGGUGAGCAGCUCAGCUUAAUGCCCUAUAUGAGCAGAUGGGUAGGUGUUUCUAGCAUUUUUCUGCUUUGCUGUAGCUUUUAGUGAUGGUUUUUGCUUCUCAGGUGACUAUGUGGGAGAGGACAAAUCCCAGCCCUGCCUCCAGCCCCACCGCUUUGCUUUUUCCAUCUCCUCUGCCGGGUGCACGUGGUGUAGGACCAGGCUGAACCCAGCAUCAAGCCUGGGGGAUGCCUUGUGCAAGGAGCUUGUCUGGCUCUCUGUGUUCCAGCAGUUCCUGGUAAGCUCAGUGUUGUGGAUCGCUUACUUGCUUUUUGCUGCCAUUUGUGGGUGGGGCAGUUGGCUGGCCCUCAUGGGCUGGUGCAGGCUAGGGAGGAGUAUAGGAUAGCCAAAAGCAGGGAGUACAUGGCAGAGCAGCAUGCUAGGAGAAUACAAUCUUGUGCUAAGAAUAGGAGAGGCUAUUAAAGCUGGAUGGUAUGUGGGGGAUUUCUGUAGGCAUUUGUUGAGGCUGUUAGCUGGGAAGCAGAGUCUUCUGCAAUACAGGUUGGUAUUGCAAGGCCAGGAGCUACAAAGCUACUGCAAGAGCUGCCAGCAUAGCUCCCCAUCCUCCAUGCAAUUUUCUGGUCUUCAGAUGGAAAUAAAGUAAAACUCCUAAACCUCUGGUGAGACUUACAGUCCUGUCAGCAGUGAAAACCUCAACUCAGUGUUACGCUGCCAGCUCUGGUGGGUUUACCCCUCAGUGAUACAGGAGGGAUCUGGGUUUGGUUUUCUGUUGUUGUUUUUUUAUUAAAACAGCUUUGAGCUUGGAUGCACGCCCCCAACGGUCAAAAAAAUGGCCCCCAGACCUGGCAGUUGCUGGAGCAGCAAUCAGCCUGCUCUGAGCAGCUCACAGUGCUUAGCACUUCAUAUGCACCGGGGCUGCUCUGUUACGGUGGGGAUGGAACUUCACAAGCUCUGCAAGGGACUGCAGCAAGAUCUAUGGGUUGUGCUGCUUGGUUUGUGGUGACUUCUCUUUGGGCUCCAUGUGAGGAAACGUGCAUUCUAGGGAGAGGCCUCCUUACCCUGUGUCUGAUGAGCAACCCCAGUUCGCAAGUGGUACAGCUGGAAAGCUCGGGGUCUCGUUUGAGAUCAGUUUCUUGAUGUGUUAAAAAGAAGUUUGGAGGUGGGAGCACCAGCUGUGAUUGCAGAAGCCUGUUUGUAUGCUGAGUUUCAGAAGUGGAAAUGUCCUGUUCAGAUCACCGGCUCAGCUGUAAUGCAGAGAGAGCCAAGCUAGGAAGGCCCUGGCAUGCUUUGCCUGUGGAACAGACCAGGGAACUUAUUAGGGGGCCGCCAGUAACAAUAUUCCCCCUUCCUCUGAACAGUUUGGAGGAAAUGAUGGCUUCUUUGAAUCUGAGGCUGCUUUGGGCAGGGCAACAGGAAAUCAUGGUGUUGGGUGAUAUGUGGGCAUUGUUCUUUACUAAUUGUGUGACUGUUUUGCAUCCUGCAGCUCUGUGCUGGGGUACUCACUGUCCUGCUCCGAGUUGAUGGGCUCUGUACUGCCCACAUUCACAUCACUCGGGGUAGAACUGUAGAAUGGUUUUGCUUGUUUGUGAAGCUGCCAAAUAAUGGGCUAGUUGCGAAGAACUGUGGAGGCUCCACAAAAGCCUGCCUUCUGACAGAGCUCUGGGGAGAGAUUUCCACAGCAGCAGUGGAAGUCUUUGCCAACUUACUUGCAUUGUUGUGCUUCAACUUCUCUGAAAUGUUAUCAUUAUGCUCAACCCAAGCUUGUAACUGCUCUGUUUUUCUGAGCACACAAAAGUAAAGAUGUUUUACAGCAAUUCUCUGCUUUAACUGUCCCUUUUUCCACUGCUGUGUCCAUCUGCUCUUUUUCCCUAUCUGCUUCCAUGGAGCCAUUUGCAGGAAGAUGCCCAUGACAUGAGGUCUGACAGAUGUUUGUGGUGCAGCUUUAAAACCUCUGUCCAGCUGUGGGCAGCAGCUGCUUUCUCAGGCUGUGUUAGAAAUGAGCGUGCAGAAGCUGAAGCAGGAUAGAGCAGCUGAGCAGUGAAUCUCCUUCUCCUGAGGUCCCAAGUAUAUGGGAGAAUUCCUGUUUGCCCUGCCCUCUUUGAGCAAAAUGCAUGCUCAGGUGGGCAGCGUUUUGCAAGGCCGUGCUAAUUCUGCCCAGUGGUGCACGUGCUGGGUGCUUGAUAUGCCUUGUGCUGCAGCACUGAAGCCAUGUCCCAGCACUCUCCUGCUCUGGGACUGCUGCUGGGCCCGCCUUGGAGCUGCCCUGUGCAGGGAGUCAGCCCGGAGCCUGCCCCGAAAUAGCUUUGUUCUGGCAGCCCAGCAGACUGUUAUUCCUAACCUUUGGGUCAAGCAAGGUAGCGGUGACGCAAUGGAAAACCGUGGUCUGCGAGCGCUGUCACUGCGGUGGCUCAUCCAUCAGCUGCACCCUGAUCCAUGCUGGGCUGCCUGUGGGGAAGGGUGACGGCCCCGGUGCUGCUUUGCCACUGAGCAGCAUCUCAUUGAUGGGAUGUAAUGCUUUUCUGCAUGCAGAGAUCUGGUGGCUGUGCACAUCCUGCUGGCACCCGGGUCAGGCCUCCUCACCUCGGGUGCUGCUGUAGGUGUAGGGUCCAUGCUCCUGCCAUGCCCCUCUAUGCAAUUACAGCUUUUAAUUGUAAUUCAAACCUGCUUCCUGCUUGCCUUUCUGUGUUACCAGGGUGAGCAAACAAACACCUGCCAGCAGACUCUGAGGGCCACGUGGCUGCCAGCCUGUCCUUGCUGUGUGUGUGCUCAUGUGCACGCUAUCUCUGGCCUUGUUUGGGCUGGACUGGGCUCUGCAGGUGUGCGCUGAGCUGUUGGGGUGUAACUGUGCUGCUGAUAGCAAAGGGAAAGCACCUUUCUGUUCCUGGCUGUGGCAAGGCCCUGGCCUCACUUGAACUCAGCAUAGAGAAGCAUGGAGUCCUUGGACAAAUGCUGCAGAAUAAUUCAGUAUUGAUGAUUAUCCAUCUUCCUACUGACUUUCUGGAGGUUUGGGUUGCUGUUCCCAGUGCUGCAGCACAGGACCGCUUUGUGCGACUGCAGCACCUGGGUGAGCCCAUCUAUGGGUGCAAUGGUAGAGAUGCUGUUGAGCUUUCUCCUUUGCUUCUUUCCUCUUACAAUCAGGAAUGUAGAGAGGAUUUUCUUACACAGCAGAAUGAAAACUGAAGCACACUAAUUGGUGAACCACACUAAAUUUGGUCGGGGUGAGCAGUAAGGAGAGGGGGG